Messenger RNA from Aphis gossypii (cotton aphid), 2115 nucleotides. RefSeq lists its product as uncharacterized. Bases 533 to 1819 code for a protein of 428 amino acids. The transcript is spliced from 5 exons. NCBI's taxonomy places the organism in Eukaryota, Metazoa, Arthropoda, Insecta, Hemiptera, Aphididae. The record is from RefSeq and is a predicted model, not a curated record.
UUAUUCCUCAAUCUCUGUGGUACAAUUUAUUUUAUCAUACAGUAAAACUCAAAUAGUAAACGCAAUAAGCUUUUUAUUACAACUUUGGCGUACUAUUUUGAAAGCAAAAUUCUUAUUCUAUGUUUGAAAGUGUUUUGUGUAAACAACCCUACCACACAUUUAAUAUUUUUGCGAUUCACUAUUUUCUUCGUAAACCAUUGUAUAUAUAAAAUUGUUCCACUGACCAAAUUCUGAUAUUUUUUAUGAAUUUUUAUCUAUAAACUCACUUUUUUAAUUUUUAUUAUUACGUUUUUCCAAAAAUCUAACUCCAAAACUAAAUUCUUUAACGCUGGCUCCAUCAACUUAAAAUCUUCAUGGAUCGACGCAAUUGCGUCCCUAGAUUAUUUUCCAAUUAACUUAACUAUUUAAACGGUCAACCUCGAUAAUUGGCUGGAUAACUUCCUUCACAAAGAGCACAUUUUGCUGGGAGGUUCACGGCUUCUCGACAGACUGUAGAUAGAUGACUAUCUCCACAACGGACACAUUUUGAAGGAUGGUUUCAGUAUGCCUUAGUGUGGCCAAAUCCUCGACAGCGAAGGAAUUGUAUCGUUUAUUUAUUAGCAUGAGGUUCUUCGAUUUCGAUUUUUAUGUACCGAUGCCAAAAAUCAAGAAAAGUGUAAAUGAUGAAAAUAAAUGUCCGAAUAAAAUGGCUGGAAAUAAAAAAUAUAAAUCAGGAUUUAAAUUUGAUAUGAAAAGAAUUCUAAAAGAAAGACAAGCUGAGGAUGAAUUUUUGAAAAAACAUGCUGAUCUUGAUAAAGAGAUGAAAGUUGUAGAUGACUUGUUCCAAGAAGAAGUAAAUAAUACUAUUAAACAAGAUGAUUCCUUUUCUCUUGUAUUGCCAAAAGUUGGUUUUGUUAUAUUUGACCGUUCUAAGUGUAAUAUAAAUUUUGAAGACAAGUUUAGUACAACAGGAUUAUAUUCACAACAGCUACUUCUAAUGUCAAUUGAGAAAAAUGAAUUUGAAGCCAAUAUUAUUUUUAAUAAUCUAAUAAACUCAAAUUGGUCACCAGUAUUUGAAGAUGUUCAACUUAUUUUAUCAAACUGGGGAGCUGAUUUGGAUUCAUUGACUAAUAGUAAACUAUUAAAGUGUCAAAUAAAAGAUAGUGAGAAAAUUAAAAGGCACAACUUUGAACUAGCAAUGAAUUUCUUGACUUAUAAUAUACUAAAAAAUAAUAAGAAAUUAAGUGAUGAUGAAUUACUAACAUUGGCCCAGUAUAUUGUUAAAAUAUCCUUUGAUCACCAUUUUGGACAAAUGAUAAAUGUUAUAAAAAAAUUAUUUAGUGCUUGUAUUGAAACUGCAAUACAAGAAAAUGAUGAUACUUCUAUUAUAAUAUUUGCUCAAGAAUUGUAUUCACAGUAUGACAGCAAACUAUUAAAGAUGAUAGUUGAUUUAUUUCUACCUUUAGAAGGAAACACAAUGAAAAAAAUAUACACUUAUUUAACAUUCAAACUGUACAAGUCACUUUUAGAAAAAACCAACAACAUAAGCCCAUUUCCAUCUAGUAUUAAAGAAUGGUUUGUUCAAGAUUAUGUGAAUAAAGAUUUUUUCAAUAAUAAACCAAAAAGAUUAUUAUACCGCCUUAUUCGACUAUUGGAACACGUCGUGAUUGUUUUUGAUUUAUAUACGGAUGAAAAAAAACUUAAUGAAAUGUAUGACUUUUUACAUUGUGUUGUUAAACCAACUGGAUUAUCAGAUUCUUUAAAACUUGUUAAUAUAUUGGAUCAAUGGAGGUUGCGAUUAUUCCGUUUGCAUGUGAAUCGUCAAAAUGUUUUAUUCUAAAAAUUUCUAAGAAUGUUACUAUUCAUAGAUUAUACUAUAAUUAUUAUUUGCAUUUAUUUCUGUUAUCAGUUAUUAAUUUUAUAUCGAGGAAGAUAUUUAUUUUAUUUAUUUGAGUAAUUGAACGUUGUUCCAAAGUUAACUGUAAAUUGUAAUAAUGUAAAAGUAGAUCUAUGACUGCUUACAUGUAUUAUAAUACCAACUAAAUGAUUUAUACUUAUAUUUAUAAUUGUAAAUUAUUUAGAAUCUUAAUUCUUAGUCAUUAUAACGUAUUACAUAUUAAAAUUAUAUUAAUGUAA